Messenger RNA from Cajanus cajan (pigeon pea), 635 nucleotides. NCBI's taxonomy places the organism in Eukaryota, Viridiplantae, Streptophyta, Magnoliopsida, Fabales, Fabaceae. The record is from RefSeq and is a predicted model, not a curated record.
AUUAUAUUAUGCAUGAUCUGUAGGGUUUGGAGAAAUAUAUAAUGACUAAAUUGUUCUCCCGAACAUUCUCUUCAUCUCUUGAGGAUGAAAAGAUUGACAAUGAAAUCUCAGAGAAAAUAUGCUUACUCCAAACUUUUCUGAAGCCUCAACAUUUGGAUAUACCACCAAGUCUUCAUAAUGAACCCUCAUGGCUGCUUGCAGAGAAAGAAUUGUUGAAAAUGAAUGCCUUCAAAGCUCCCCAUGAGAAAGUCAUGUGCAUUAUGAAUUGUUGUAGGGUCAUCAACAAUUUGUUGCUAAAUGCUGCAACGUCUGAGCAUGUGCCAACUGGGGCAGAUGAGUUUCUCCCUGUGCUCAUAUAUGUCACCAUCAAGGCAAAUCCUCCAAAGUUGCAUUCUAACCUCAAAUUUAUCAAGUUGUAUAGAAGGCAAGCAAAACUCAUCUCAGAAGCUGAAUAUUAUUUCACAAAUCUUGUGUCAGCUAAGUCAUUUAUAGUUGACUUAAAUGCUAAAUCUCUUUCAAUGGAUGAAAUCAAAUUUGAGGAGAACAUGCAAGCAGCCAAAUUGACCAAUAAAGUCACCAGUGAAUCAUCUUCUACAUGUCAACUGAACCAACAAGAGAAGAACAUGUUAGUAUAG